Messenger RNA from Vigna umbellata (rice bean), 793 nucleotides. NCBI's taxonomy places the organism in Eukaryota, Viridiplantae, Streptophyta, Magnoliopsida, Fabales, Fabaceae. The record is from RefSeq and is a predicted model, not a curated record.
UGGGUAUAAAUAGUGGUAGAACAGAGAGAGUGAUAAAGAGAAGAGAAAUAUGGCAACAGCAAAAGUAACUGCCGGUGGCAUCACCGAUGUGCCUGGAGCUGCCAACAGCGUGGAGAUCGAAGAACUGGCUCGCUUCGCCGUUGACAAUUACAACAAAAAGCAGAACGCACUUUUGGAGCUUGUGACAGUGAUAAGUGCAAAGCAGCAGGUGGUGAGUGGGGUGUUGUAUUACAUAACCUUGGAGGCCAAAGAUGGCGAAAGCAAAAAGGUGUACGAAACCAAAGUGUGGGUGAGAGAAUGGUUGAACUCUAAGGAGGUGCUGGAAUUCAACAUCGUCGACGAUUCGACCAGAGAAGUAACAGGAGGUGGAGUCAGCGAUGUUCCUCCCGACACCCCUCACAUCGAGGGUCUCGCUCGCUUUGCCGUUGAUCAAUACAACAAAAACGAGAAUGCAAAUUUGGAGUUUGUGAGGGUGAUUGAUGCAAAGAAACAGGUAGUGGAAGGGUUCUUAUACUACAUAACUUUGGAAGCAAAAGAUGGUGAGAGUAAAAAUGUGUAUGAAGCGAAGGUGUGGGAGAGGUCAUGGGUGAACUCCACUGAAUUGGUCGAAUUCAAGCCUGUCAAUGGUGCUCUUUAAUCCUCUUUCGUUCUCAGAAUACCACUUUUCAAGACUACUUUACCAUGCGUGUAUGCUAUAAAUAAAUGUAAUUCGUGUUACGUACCCACCAUGUAUUCCCACUAUAAAUAAACGUUAUCAUAUAAUUAUAACUAAUGUUUGCUAUGAUGAACCCUU